AUGGUGUUCUCUCAGCCAUGUGAGGAAGGAUACGAUUCGUCGUCUCGGAAGACCUACAAGCCGUGCCCAUACAAACCUGUCUGGGAGGAUCCCACUGCAGAGAAGAUGAAGAUCGAGAAGGAGAUGAAAGGGUCCACGACUGGGAACGCAGCUAAAGCCAAGGCAUCGGAAGCUGCUGACUCAACCACGUCUACAGAGGAUAAGCCUGCCGGAGCAGGAGAGUCCAUGGCAAUUAAGUCAUCAGUCGUUCCUCCGCCAGAAGAGCAGAUCCUUACAGACAUGGAUGUGAUUCAUAUCAAUGUGCUGAUCUCGGGUGCUGGGUGA
Perkinsus marinus ATCC 50983 is the source of this 324-nucleotide messenger RNA. RefSeq lists its product as hypothetical. Lineage: Eukaryota; Perkinsozoa; Perkinsida; Perkinsidae. The record is from RefSeq and is a predicted model, not a curated record. The coding region runs from base 1 to 324 and encodes 107 amino acids. The transcript is spliced from 3 exons.